CACAUUUCUGAACCGAGCUAUGCACCCAGUGAACGAGCCGGCUCUCAGACACCUGGACGUCGGGCUACCUCUGCUAAUAUUGAUUCCAGCGAUGAAGAUUUUGUGGCUUCCGAAGAGGGUGAAUCUGCAGCAAACGCUGCCGCUGGAGGAACUCCAGGUGCAAUCGUUAAACGUCGGCGUACUCUUGGCAGCAGUUCCACGGGUGUUAGCAAUGGGAGUGCUGCUACAGAUGCUUCUUCCUUAGCCCCACCAGUAUUACCUUGCUCCAUCGCCACCAGUGGUUUAAGCUUUUCCACCGCUCGCCGUGGACGGCCGCUUCGGCAAUCUAGUCUGCGUGCUAGACAGUUCGUCAUAGAUAAGGUAGAAGAAAUGGCAGCUGCUGAUUACGAGGAUUAUGACGUUGACUCCGGAAUGGAAACGACUAGUUCAAACUUUUUGGGAGCAACAGGCCACGCGAGACCUGAGGUGUUAGAAAUUAGCACGAAGCAGGACAAUAGCUCCAUUUUAAUGGCGCAGGCAGAGUAUGAAGAUGAGACGAUUGUUGGAUCCGAAGAUGUGACGCCCGUGUCAGACCAGCAACGAAGAUCUUCAAGCCAGUCAUCAGCAAUAGCUAUUAAGAGCCUCUCAUCGCUGGGAGAGGACGAACAUUAG
Molecule: messenger RNA, 651 nt
Organism: Protopolystoma xenopodis
Lineage: Eukaryota; Metazoa; Platyhelminthes; Monogenea; Polystomatidea; Polystomatidae
Source: the annotation of a GenBank genome assembly